Molecule: messenger RNA, 6441 nt
Organism: Ceratina calcarata
Lineage: Eukaryota; Metazoa; Arthropoda; Insecta; Hymenoptera; Apidae
Exons: 2
Coding region: 5738-6382 (214 amino acids)
Source: RefSeq, a predicted model, not a curated record
GAUCGUGAGGACAGUGAGGUAAUAAUUGUAUAAUGUAAAACGUUGAAUCUUUAUUUUCCACGACGAAUAGUCACAUGUGAAUAUAUUGCUACAGUCCGAUCCAAAUAAUCAAGCUUUUGUAACACUAAUUAUAAUAAAGUAAACGGUGAUACUGCUAAUCGCGUGAUUGUAUCGCACACAUCGGUGAUGAUAAUCGAAUCGGUGACGAACGAUAUUAUGCGUGUAAGUAGAAAAACCGAGUGCGGGGUAUAUUGAUAAGUGCGCCAAAAAUCUUUAAAAAUUCGUGCGAUGAUAUCGUUGUUCACCUUUUUAGUUCUGCUUAUACAUAUAUACAUUAUAUGUAUAUUCUUCCUCUCGUACGUUUGCGCGCGUGCACUUUUUCUCCCGCUCGCCGAAACCCGGCCUUCCACCGGCGUUACACGACCGUAACGUAACGCGUUUGUGACACGCUCGUUGUCACUCUUUUCUCCGUUGGUCCACCACCGUUUUUCGGUGUUACGAACGUGGAAGGCCGGCUCGACGCGAACGAGUCGUGUCCAUUAUUCGCGACGUACACAAGUUCCCUUUUCUGUCUCACAAACCAUUCAUCUAUUUCGAGACAAGCUUCUCUUCAUUAUCAAUUUAAAACUUAACGACGCGAGCCACGACGCGGUCGACUGUGAAGAAGAAAAAUGUAGACUAGAUUCGGUCUUGGAAAUAGAAUAGACGCUUUCGCCAAACGUUUACAGGCUUGUCAAAGCUGCAUUAAAAUAUAGUCUCGUUAGCCUCGAAGGGGUUGAACUCUAAACGCUAUUUUUCCACGCGUGUGUACGUCGAGGCUUUCUUUCUUCUUCGCGAACGCGCCGAUGGUACUCGGUGAACCGUGAUUCCUUGUAAAUUUCGUCCAGCUCCACGAGCCAAGAAAGAAAAAAAAAGAUGAUGCAUAAUAUCUAUUCUCGACGUUUUCGGGGCGCAAAUCGAGAGAAUCCCGAGGAUUCAGCUCAUUAUUAAAAAGAUUGUGAAAGCCUCUUUACAAGUUCGACCCGGUCUUUUCCGGUGAUUAUCUAAAAAAGUAUGAACCAAAUCGAGACGGAAGAAAUUUUGGAGAGGACCCAGAAGAUCCUCGGGGCCACACGAAUAUCCUCUUCGUUAGUCGCGCUCUCUAAUUCGACGACCAGAAUUUCUAAAGAUUUUUGGGUGUGACGCCAGAGAUUUAGGUGUGACUGAAAGGGAGAUGUUUGGUAAAGGAAACGUAGGGAGAUGUCGUGAGAGGAAAACGAGAGAUUGCCAGACCUCUGCAACGCCGGGAGACAAAAGGAGGAACAGGAGGAGGAGGAGGAGGAGGAGGAAGAGGAGGAGGAGGAUGGUAUCGAGGAUCGUGCGAUUCGAGGUUUCUCCUCGAGGGUAGACACGAGCGCGCGUCUCUUCCGAUCGAUACGUAGUUGCUACGUAACGUGCAUGCACAGUUGCGUUUCCUCAUUUGGACCGUAGCCCCGAGACCCGAACAAUUUAACAGAUAAACACGUGUCCCUCUGAACACUAACGUUAACAACGAUAGCAAUAGACGAUAGACGUAACGAUAAUAAUUGCAUGCGCGAAAUUUCAUUAUCAGAUCACGUAAAUUCUGAUCGGGUGGACUUAGUAAAAUAUGCUCGACACCCUCGUAUACGACACCCUCUUCUCGCGUAAAGAAACAUAAAAAUAAUGAAGAAACUGAGGGGAAUAAACGUGCCAUCUUUGAACGCGCAAUAACGGUUCAAGAUACCAUUUUGGGACGAACCGAUGAAAAAUAGCCGAUAAAUAAAAAAAAAGGAGAAAGGAAAGAUGAAUGAAUUAACGAUAAUAACGAUAAUUGAAACACGCUAACGUUAACAUUAAACGCUAAAAAUUAAUUGCUAUCGAUAAUACUAUCACUAACGAUACUACUAUUAACGAUAACGAUAAAAAAGGAUAUAAUAAUUUUAACAAUAAGGGUAAUAAUUAUUAAUAAAUUAAUAAUAAUAAUGAUACUAAUACUAAUAAUAAUGAUUAGCUAAUAAACGAUGUGUAAUAUCGUGUCCAUUGCCUGUCGCGAGAGGGAAAAUCGAAGCAGAAGAAGAAUAAUAAUAAAACCGGGUACCUACAAAGUGACGUGCCUUUGAGACUCUUCGAAGCAAACGAUCGGUUCGCCGUUUUCGAACCUUAGACAUCCGUUCCGUCGGGACACUCGGCGAGCUUCUCCCGCGGAUGCGUCCGUAUUGCGCGUUUUGUUUUAUCAACGAGAAAGUCUCUCCGCGAUAAUCGAUCCAUCUUCCGGCACCACAGCAUCUGGCAAUCACGUAUCGCUUCUGUAGGAAUCGGGUUACCCUCAAAUUGUUCAAUUACCAUAUUUUAUAUCUUCAUUUUUCUGAGCAUUAAUUAGUAAAUACAGCAGGAAUACAACAGGUUCUUAAUUUGUUUAAAACUUUUUAACAUUGGAAAUCUUGUACGAGCAUUUAUUUUUUAUAUUUUUUAUUUAUGAGAGAUUAAUUAGGGCAUUCGGGAUCGGAGAGUGCAACAAUUUGAAGGUGACCCGAGUAAGAAUCGCGAGUGGGCAAGAACGUGAACGAUCACGUGGGGAGGGAGAGAGAGUGAAUGAAGCGAGUGAGAGUGAGAGACUGGAUCGCGAGGCUACGAGAGAAUAAUCGAGACGAUAACUAAGAUAACGAUCCGCUUGAUGAUAAUCCUUUUUCUUAGCGCGAUAGGGGAGAGCUGCGAAUAAAAGAGAGAAAGAGAGAGAGAGAGAGAAAACAAAAAAACAAAGAAAACAAAGAGAUGCGACGAAUAUUUUGGAACGAUUUAAAUCGACGGGGAGUAGUAGGACGGGUCUUAGGGGGGGAAAAAACAAAAGAGUGAGGAGUUAGAGAAUAAAUUGAAGAAAACAAAAAUAAUAAUGUCCAUGUUGCUAAAUAUUUAGCGGUGAGGUAGUAUCUGCGUAUAGCGCGACGUCUUAUAGUAUAAAGAAAAAUAAAUUAGUAUGUAGAGCGAACGAGGUGAAAUAGAGAGACACCGAGCGUGACUGCGAGUACACGAGUGAAUGUGCGAGCGAAUUUAAGAGCGUGCAAGAGAGAACGGGAGAGAGUGUGAGAAAAAGAGAGAGAGAGAGAGAGGGAGUGAGUAAGGAACGAAGAGUUCCGCGCGGAAACGCGCUUACAUAUGUACACACGAAGAUUUAGGAAUAUCGCAUGUGCAUACAUCCGCAAAGGAAGACAAGUAGACAUACGUACGUAACUAUAUGUAUUGUACAUACAGGGUGAGUCAAUAAUAACUGUCAACUGAAAGAAUACACAUGCUUAUUGUUUGUCUAUUGAUUUGAUCAGAACGUCGUCUCCGAGUGAACGAGACUUCCGUUUAUUGGAAUACGUAAGAUAUUCGUCCGUUCGAUGAUUCCUAUUCGAAGCGUCAAGCGCGUUUUAAUAAAAUCCAUUUGUAACGAGUUACAUUUUGGAUGGCAGUCCUUAAUGACGGUCACUCUGUAUACAGGGCGGUUCCAGCAGGAACAGGAACGAUCAUUCGAGCGCUCAGUUUCGUUACUGCCCUUUGCUUCUACCAAAAACGUGUACAGCAAUGACUUAUGAUAAAUUCAUCUCGACGAGAGUAAAAGUAACUGAAAUGAAAUCAUUCCCAUUCUGUUUCCUUCCGAGGCGCCCUGUAUACGCGUAAGCGAAGAGGAAGACCGCACGCGAGAGACGGGGGAGCGACAGGAAGCAAAGUAAAAUAAUAAUAAUAAUAAUAAUAAUAAUAAUAAAAAGAAAGGCAAGGGAAAGACAAAAGAAGUGAGAAUUCGCGGACACAAACGAAUGAACGAACAAACGAACGUAAAACACGUAAAACACGUAAAACACACGACACACACACGACGCAUGGUAGAGGACAAGAGGACACAAAUUAGUAGAUUUAAACAAUUUUAGGAGAUAGAUUUUUAGGCGAAGUUGUCGAGCCCGUUCCUUCGUAAUUAGAAGUUAUGGUAGCAGUAGAACGAAACAAGCCUGACACGCAUCGAGAACACAAAGCCCGUCGACUCUUACCUAGUGAGUUUAAACGUAGUUAAAAGAAUAAGCUUCGCUCCUGCGGCGGCGAUCCUUUUGUUUCUCGUCGAAAAGAAAAGAGGGAAGGUGCGAGGGAAAGAACGGAAAGACAAGGUCCGCUUGUGGCUUCCACGAACCGUUCAAUCCUCCUCGGCCCAUUCCACGCUUCGCGAUCAUCUCGAUCCUUUUUCUUUUCUCCUCCGCGAACGGAGACGCGAUCGCAGAAUCGAUUUUCGCAAAUAUGACAAAAAUGACGAAACGCGUUCGAACACAACGGCUGGUCGAACUGCGUCGCGUUGAAAAUCGAUUCUCAACAAGAAGAUUGGAUUUUGUUUAAUUAGAACGGGGAGAUGCCUCGGAACGCGAGGAUGGAAUGCGCGACGAGGAGGAAAAAUUCGAUCGGCUCCAAGAGUAACGAACUGGAAAGACGAAGACGAAGAAGGAAACGAAAAGGAGAGGGAGAGAGUACCGUGUCCAUUGUAGUCGCGCGUAAAUUAUUAUGAAUAUUAUCGCAUCAUUACUGAGUAUAUACAUACCUCUUCUGUACAUACAGUUAAACGGCAAGCCAAACAAUAAACGAGUGACGAGUAACGGGAGUUAAUAUACGUACGCAAGCGAAUAAUAAAAUAGAAUAACGACAGGAGGAGAGCACGGAUAUUUGCGAGACGGUGUUGAAACUAUUUUUCCGUGACGCGCUGCUGUAUAAUCGAUUCGUUCGGUUUAAGGACCGACUCGCAUACAUGCACGUAUGUGUGUACGCGAGUCGUUCGCAUAUUAUAUUACAUUAAUUACGCUAUCGCGGCGGCGGUUCCGAUCUGACGAUGUAACACGGUGUGUGAUUUCACGGCACAGCGUGAUCAAAGAGUUAGGCGUAUAUUACGGUUAUUAAAACGCGUUUCGUACGACGAGGAUCGCGGUACAGCGGAGAGCCGGAGUUCACGUGAUCAUUUUUCUCGUUUUAUAAUUGCUCUGUAAUUACCGUUUCGUCGCCUCUACCUAACCACCCAGUCCAGGGCACAGCAAGCUUUUUUCGUUCUCCGGAAACUCUCGGAAGCAUAACAUAGUUUCUAGAUCCUAGGCGUAUAGAAACGAUCAUCCUCCCCUACCGUUUAUCGAAACCAAUGCUCAAACGAUACGCUGUUGGUUUUACAGGGGGGAGAAAAAAAAGAAGAGAAACGAGUGAAUAAACGUGAGAAAGCUUGAGAGAGGAGACCCAAGAAUUUCUUUACCCGUCUGUACCUAUAGGCCUGUAACACGUCGUGUAUGUGCAGUGGAGUAUUAAGGGAAUAAUAAAGAGUACACACUUUUUAUAUGCCUGGCUUUUAACUUUCCAUUUUAUCACAGUCUUUACACAACCGGGUAGAUUACACUGUUUCCGAGUAAAACAGGUCCCUUGGACAUUUUUACACAAUAACACGAGAGGGACAUAAAAACACGAGUUUAAUCGCUAGGAGUGCUUAUCAGCACGCCGGUCAGUUUCGUUGACAAUGCAUCUUCGGUUCACGUAUAAUUGCGUAUAAUUAUUAAAUUGAACGAACCCGAAGCAUUUUUCACGAUCGCACGUAUCGUUCGAUUAGUACAUAAAUUCAGGUGGCAUUACUGAUAGAGAAAAUUGGAGAAAAUCGGUUGGGUGACGAAACGAGGAAAAAUCGCUUCCGAUUUAUACUCACAGAAUUUGACUUUGGAUAAGAAACUGCGAGUUAGAAAACCAGAUGGGCGAUAUAAUAAGGAACUGGAUACAAGCGAGGCUGGGCAUCCUGAUGGAUCUCACGCCGGAAGUGUUCGGUCACUAUACGAGGGACGGUAUCCUCCUCGCUCAGAUUCUCCACACCUACGACAUAAUAACCCGCGACCAACUGGAGACGAUAAUCGUUACCCAGGAUCCCGCCCUGUGCCGGGUCAACCUGAAGCACUUGAGGUUCUGGUUGCGGUUCGUCGGCAUCGAUUGCGGUGAUGAGAGCAUCGAGGAGAUAUCCUGCGGGAAGGGCACCACGUCUCUGCGACUGUUCUAUAAACUGUACCUGGCCCUAGAGACCAAAGACAGGUUGCACUUCAUCACAUUGCAAAAGGAGCGGGAAAGAUUCGUUCCUACGUCGAAGAAAUUCGAAGUGACCAAAGUCUGCGAGGACCCGCCAUCGUAUCAGCCGCCGGAACAUCCCCUGUCGAAGAAGCUGGCCAAAGGUCAGGAGGUCGUCGAAUGGUAUCGAUCCCACGUACCAUCGAUUCUUCAAAAACUGAAGCAGGAACGCGAGAAGCUGGAGAUGGUGGAAGACAUCUCCUUGGUCAAAAUCGCCGAUCAUUGCUUCCCCGAGGUAGCUACGAGAUACAAAGACAUCGGAAGCCUCGCCGCAUAUUAAAAUGGAGCAGAGCAAGGAAUUGGAUCAGUUCGCCGUGAAGCAUCGCGUUCGAGUGAAGA